AUGGACGCCUCCAAGCAGCCCGUCAAGCUCGUCAAGGUCACCCGAGUUCUCGGCCGAACCGGUUCUCGUGGUGGUGUCACCCAGGUCCGCGUCGAGUUCAUGGACGACCAGACCCGAUCGAUCAUCCGAAACGUCAAGGGCCCAGUCCGUGAGGACGACAUUCUCUGCCUCCUCGAGUCUGAGCAAUUUUCUAGGCACCUCACUUCCACAAUGUCUUCGGUUCCCAAGCCUCCAGCUGGACAUUUCAAUGUUCUUUACUUUGCCAGUGCUAGCUCUUUCACUGGUAAAGAUUAUGAAGCUUUGCGAGCCACGAUGCCGCUCAAGAAGCUCUUCGCCGAGCUCGAGUCCAAGUAUCCUGGCAUGAAAGCCAAGAUCCUCGAUUCCUGUCUAGUCACUGUCAACCUUGAUUAUGUAGACUCGCCUAGUGAGGAGGGUGCUUCAGACACAGUGAUCCAGGAAGCAGACGAAGUGGCUAUUAUCCCUCCCGUCAGCUCCGGUUGA
This is a messenger RNA of Fusarium redolens, 501 nucleotides long. RefSeq names its product ribosomal protein S28e-domain-containing protein. The record is from RefSeq and is a predicted model, not a curated record. Gene Ontology annotation, molecular function: structural constituent of ribosome. Lineage: Eukaryota; Fungi; Ascomycota; Sordariomycetes; Hypocreales; Nectriaceae. The transcript is spliced from 4 exons. Gene Ontology annotation, biological process: ribosomal small subunit assembly; maturation of SSU-rRNA; translation. Gene Ontology annotation, cellular component: cytosolic small ribosomal subunit; ribosome; cytosol. Bases 1 to 501 code for a protein of 166 amino acids.